This is a messenger RNA of Anneissia japonica, 404 nucleotides long. Its product is annotated as basement membrane-specific heparan sulfate proteoglycan core protein-like. The transcript has 3 exons. The annotation marks the transcript as partial. Gene Ontology annotation, cellular component: basement membrane. NCBI's taxonomy places the organism in Eukaryota, Metazoa, Echinodermata, Crinoidea, Comatulida, Comatulidae. The record is from RefSeq and is a predicted model, not a curated record.
UAUGUAUUAGGCUGGAUGGGUUCGUUUGUCUGUCAACCCUGUGGACCCCAAUGGUCCACCAAAAGUCACUCCUGUAUCUCGUGCUGAAUUUAUGUUGGUGUUGCAGAACAUCCGAAGCUUCCAGCUCCAAGCAUCGUACGACCGUAAUACUAAAGAUUUUAUACUGUACGCUGUUUCCAUGGGAAUGGCCAUUAAUUCUAAUACCGGUCAAGGGCGUGCAUACCUAGUGGAGGAUUGCCAGUGUCCCCGUGGUUACAUGGGAUUGUCUUGCGAGCGGUGCGGUCCAGGUUAUUACCGAGAUGCAUCAGGUAAUCAAUACCUAGGAUUGUGCACUGAGUGCAGAAACAGAUGUAACGGUAAUUCAAACGAUUGUCAUCCAGAAACUGGUGCUUGUAGAGUAAGUG